CCAUGCAUCUCUGAGUGCACAUCCCCCCCUUUUAACAAAUCCUGGCUACAUGCUCAAUUGUAAAUUUCAUUCAUUAUUAAGGUUGCCUACUCCUUUGUGAACGAGAGCGCUGUCAUGGUAACAAAGAAGCAGGUUGGCGAGAUUCGGGUUACAGUUGCUUGUCUACAAAAUCUCACUUUUGGGGAUGGCCUUCAAGAAUGGUUUCAAAUCGGCUGGAAAAUAGGUUUCUUCAGAAAGCUUCAUAAAGGACCCUACGCAUAUAUUUCUGAACCUGUUGAAAGCCGACUUGAGAGCCCGAUCUUGGAAUGGAAGCCUUUUCACCGUGUCUCUGGCCUAUGCGUCCGAUUCAGUUAUCUCAUGCCACAAAUCGAGGGCUCGUCAGAGAUACAAUUAUAUCUUAAUUCUACUACGAUCCAGCCCCGGUUAUUAUGGAAGCUCAGUGGUUACCAUGGUAUUGAGUGGUUACCAGGAAGUGUACCAUUGGAUGCGGAACAGGAUACAAAGGUAGAGUUCCUGGGUGUCUCAUCAACUAAUGGAUCAGUUGCUAUAGCGAUAGACGACAUCAUGAUCACAACAGAGAAUUGCACCACAAGCCCAGUGUAUGCUGCGCCUGGUUACAAGUGUGCGUCAUACGAGUUUCAAUGCGCCAGCGGUCAUUGUAUCAGCGGCAGCUCUCGCUGUGAUAGUGAUUAUAACUGCAUGGAUCGUUCUGACGAGGAUGGGUGCAAAUGCUUCACCAAUGAACUUACUUGUUCUUCCGGGCGAUGUGUCCCGUCAAUCAAUUUAUGUGACGGUGUCAAAGAUUGCGAGCACGGUCUCGAUGAGCUCAGAUGCGUCCGGCUGCCAGACCAAAGAACCCUGCACUUACGUCCAUACGACGUUUCUUUGUGGAUUCUAAAUAAGGAGAUGGUCCCUAACAAUAUUCCGAGUGAUGCCCAUUUGACAUCAUUGGGCAUCACAAGUUAA
Nematostella vectensis (starlet sea anemone) is the source of this 966-nucleotide messenger RNA. Its product is annotated as MAM and LDL-receptor class A domain-containing protein 1. The coding region runs from base 115 to 966 and encodes 283 amino acids. Lineage: Eukaryota; Metazoa; Cnidaria; Anthozoa; Actiniaria; Edwardsiidae. Gene Ontology annotation, cellular component: membrane. The record is from RefSeq and is a predicted model, not a curated record. The transcript has 6 exons. Gene Ontology annotation, molecular function: protein binding.